AUGUUUGCGGACCUCAUCGGCAAGACAAUGAAGGUCUACGUAGAUGACAUGCUUGUGAAAAGUAUGGAAGUUGGGGACCACGUGACGCACCUCAACUACACCUUUCAAAUCUUGAAAAGAGGCCUUUCAGCUCCUGAAAAGGCACCUAGGGCAGGCCCCCUCCUCUCCAAACCGAAGCCUAGCGAGAUUUUUCAGCUGUAUUUGGCCAUCUCCAAUGAGGCCAUCAGUGCAGUUCUAAUCCGAGAAGAAGGGAUGACCCAACUCCCCAUAUACUACACAAGUAAAGCACUACUAUCGCCCGAAACCCGUUACCCUGAUAUGGAGAAGCUUGCUUUGGCCUUGAUCACGACUUCUAGAAAAUUGAGGCCCUAUUUCCAAGCCCACACCAUACAUGUGCUAACAAACUUUCCCCUGAGGGCGGCCAUCAAGGGCCAAGCCUUGGCUGAUUUUGUGGCAGAAUUUGUCAAUUUACCCGAGGUGGAUGAAAUCAUAGAAAAUGUCGAGCUCCCUACAUGGAACUUAUUCAUGGAUGGGUCGUUUGGGGACACCGGUUCAGGUGCCGAAGUUGUCCUCAUCAGCCCAGAAGGUCACAAGCUGAACUCGGCUAUAAGGUUUAUGUUCAAGGCCACCAAUAAUGUGGCAGAGUAUGAGGCACUUCUUGCGAGCUCCAGAUUAGCCAGAGAAAUGCAAAUCCCCCGUGUUGAAAAUGCACAUGCGGACGCACUCUCCAAACUUGCAAGUAGCAAGGAUUUCGAACUACUCACAAUAGUCCCAAUAGAGUACCUCCUCAUACCAUCAACCGAGGCCCCCAACGUAAUGUGGGUUGUUGGGACUCCUACCUGGAUGCAGCCUAUCAUAGCCUACCUAAAGGACCAGGUACUUCCCGCUAAUAAGCAUGAGACUUACAAGCUAAGGAGGAGGCCAGCUUAUUUCUUCUUCAUCGAUGACGUACUCUACAAGAGGAGCUUUUCCUCUCCACUCCUUCGAUGCGUGGGAAGAGAAGAUGCUACCUACAUCUUAAGGGAAGUCCACGAGGGAGUGUGUGGUAACCACUCUGGAGGUCUAUCUUUGGUGCAAAAAAUACGGAGACAGGGGUACUAUUGGCCUACCUUGAAAAAUGACGCCCUCCAGUUUAUACGAAAAUGUGACAAAUGCCAACGAUUCUCUCCUAUCCAAAGACAACCAUCGCAAGAUUUGACCGCGGUCUCCAGCCCCUGGCCUUUCUCAAAGUGGGGUGUGGACCUCAUAAGUCCUCUACCGAAAGGCAGAGGAGGCACGAACUUUGCAAUUUUCGGGAUUCUCCUCGUCUCAGACAAUAGUAAACAGUUCGACGAUAAGAAGGAAGCUUGA
Molecule: messenger RNA, 1350 nt
Organism: Olea europaea var. sylvestris
Lineage: Eukaryota; Viridiplantae; Streptophyta; Magnoliopsida; Lamiales; Oleaceae
Exons: 6
Coding region: 1-1350 (449 amino acids)
Molecular function (GO): nucleic acid binding
Source: RefSeq, a predicted model, not a curated record